This is a messenger RNA of Puma concolor (puma), 789 nucleotides long. The record is from RefSeq and is a predicted model, not a curated record. NCBI's taxonomy places the organism in Eukaryota, Metazoa, Chordata, Mammalia, Carnivora, Felidae.
AUGUCCUCCGAGGUGGCCGCGCGCCGCGACGCCAAGAAGCUGGUGCGCUCCCCCAGCGGCCUGCGCAUGGUGCCCGAGCACCGCGCCUUUGGCAGCCCCUUCGGCCUGGAGGAGCCGCAGUGGGUCCCGGAUAAGGAGGCCCGCCGUGCCUCCCUGCUGCCCCGACCCGGGCCCCCGAAGCGCUUCGUCUGGCUCCUGCUGCCCUUCCGGGGCCCCCCACGGCCGCCGUCGGUACCCCGGGUUCCCGCUUCCCGCCCCGCUGUCAGCCAGGCCUGCCUGCGGGGUGAGCGUGGCCCCCCCCCGCCCCCAGAGGCUGGAGCCUCCCCCAGCGACCCUAGCGGAGGCGUCUGUCAUCUGGCCGGAGGCGCGCUCGUGCAGGGCCCUCCUGGAGCUACUUUUCUCGUAACUUUUGGAAACUCUGAGAAGCCAGAAACCAUGGUUUGUCGUCUCUCCAACAACCAGAGGUACUUGCUUCUGGAUGGGGACAGCCGCCACGAGAUUGACAUUGCGCACAUUUCGACUGUGCAGAUCCUCACGGAAGGCUUUCCGCCCGGAGAAAAAGACACUCACACUUACACCAGCCUCCUGGGGAGCCAGCCCGCCUCUGAAGGAGGCAACACACGGGCCACAGGCAUGUCCCUGCGGUUUGCAGCACCGGGGGCGGAGGGCCUGACGCAGCUGAAGCUGACGGCCGGGGAGGACGCACACGCCAGCAGGAGGCAGUCGACGGCGUGGCUGGCGGCCAUGCACAAGGCCACCAAGCUCCUCUACGAGUCGAGGGACCAGUGA